Molecule: messenger RNA, 2650 nt
Organism: Salvelinus sp. IW2-2015
Lineage: Eukaryota; Metazoa; Chordata; Actinopteri; Salmoniformes; Salmonidae
Source: RefSeq, a predicted model, not a curated record
CCUCUCMUUUGAAGCACAAAACGAAAGUAAAGCGCGAUGACUGGACACUGACAGCAGUGCAGCCAGUAAUUAUUCAAACACUUGUGGGGACCAUCUACGCCAACGACUCUAACUAUAACAAUAAAUUAUACAUAACUAUACAACGUUAGAGAGCAUCCACACUAGAGGAACGUGUAUCGUUCUACACCGAUCACUGGUCAACGCGUCCUACUGCACACUAAAAGGCCUAUUAAUAAAGCGAUUCAACAACAUUCUAUCAUAAGAAAUGGAUUCCACAAAUUAUAUCUCCAAACUGUUGGAGUAUACUCAGAGAAAACGGAUCUCUGACAUCAAGUUUGACGAGGUUGGUACAGAUGGACCGGAUCAUCUUAAAACCUUCACUGUGAGGGUGGUGAUUAAGGGCCAAGCCUAUCCUAACGGGGUUGGAAGGAACAAGAAAGUGGCCAGACAGAAUGCUGCUAAACAUGCUCUGGCUGGCAUGAUGGAGACGACAGAGCAGAAGGAUGCUUCUGUUUCAUGUCCUCCGUCACCGGCUCCGUCUCCAGCCCCUCCUGUCCAAGCAGUUAUCCCCCAGCCCAAAUACGUGUGCUGGCUGAAUGAACACAGCCAUAAGUACAAGCUGUCUAUAAAGGCUUUGGAAGAAACACGUGUUGGACCCAACAACACCUCACAAUGCUGUAGGUAUGUGGUAGGUGAGAAAGAAUACCCAGAGUGCUUUGGGAACACGAAGAAGGAYGCUAAGGAGGAAGCAGCAAUGCAGGUUUAUCUGGAGUUAAAUGGCAGUAGUCAGACUACAGGGACUGUAGAUGAAAACUGCAAUAGCACAACUGGAAAACACAAGGAGGAAUUGAAUCCAAAGGUUGUGGUCCUCAGUGAGAAGGUUGAACACAUGACCAUGAGUCCAGAACAGAAUGUACCAGAACAAUACAGCUUCAUUACAACAGAGACCAACUUCAUAGGCAUACUCAACCACUACUGUCAGAAAACCAAACUACCUCUUGACUUUAAACUAGUGGAGAAGAGCGGACCAUCACACAACCCUCAAUUUGUUUAUAAAGUAUUGAUUGACAACAGAGAAUAUCCAGAUGGUUUGGGUAAGACAGCCAAAGAGGCCAAACAACAAGCUGCUCAGURAGCAUGGUCUGCUCUUCAAGAACAGUCUGACUGGAACAGCCAGGUGUCUUGCAGAUCAACAUCCAUCAUAUUCGCAGACUCCGUUAACGUCAGCUCCCCCAAGGACGAAAGCCCUGUAAAUGUGAAGCCUAAAAUAAGAUUAGCACCCAACUUCCUGAUGUCACCGGUCAAGACCAAACAGGAAGGUCCCAAUUUAAAAGGCAACAAUUUAGAAACCUUGUCAAGUGGAAGGACAUCCAACCAACCAGUUAAAUCUAGGUUUUUAUCAGAGUUUGACUCGAUAGAGAAGAUUGGCAAAGGAGGCUUUGGCAACGUUUAUAAGGCGCGACGGGAACUGGAGCAGAAGUAUUUUGCCGUGAAGAUAGUACGGAGCAAAGGGAAAGCUAAGCGGGAGGUUGGUGCCUUAGCAGACCUUCAGCACCCCAACAUAGUACGUUACUACACCGCCUGGCUGCAGGACACCGCCUACCGAUGUGACACCGCCUCUGAGAGCGACACCACUUCAGAUUCAGGUAGCAGUUUGUCCUGUGAGUUCCUGUACAUCCAGAUGGAACUAUGUGACAAGAGGACUCUAAAAGUGUGGAUCGACGAGAGGAACGCUCAUCUGAAACCCAAACGCAGGGAGGAGAGUCUACACAUCACCCAGCAGAUAGUAAACGGAGUAGAAUACAUCCAUUCCAAGAAACUCCUACACAGAGACCUAAAGCCUGCUAACAUCAUGUUUGGUAUGAGUGACGGAGAGGGGAAUGGCGAAGUAAAGAUCGGGGACUUUGGUCUGGUGACGGCAGAAGAUAACGACAACGAUGAAAACCUGCUGGGAGAACGAAAAGGACAGGAAACCAUGUCUUACAUGGCCCCUGAACAGAGGAACAAGACCUCUACGACAAAAAAGGUGGACAUCUUUGCUUUGGGUCUGAUCUACUUUGAACUGCUCUGGAACCUGUCUGGAAUGGAGAAAGCAAAGGUCUGGGAUGAUGUCAGAAGCCAGAAGUUUCCUCAACAGUUCAACYCGCAGUUCACCAUAGAGAACAAGGUGAUAGAGGGGAUGCUGUGUGCCAACCCAGAGGACAGACCAGAUGCCACACAGCUGAAGACCAAACUGAAUGAGUGUUCUAGUGUUCUGACCAGAGAUCGCAACUUCCGUCAAGACAACAGAACAGUCUAAAGACAGUCAGUGGAAUUCAAAAAAGGGUUUCAGAAUAGUAUUCAGUGUGAUGUAAAAUGCACAACUGAUCCUAGAUCUGUUCUCUACUCUGAGAGCUAUGAAAGCAGGCCCUGAACAUCCAKCAKAACAAAUCAAAUCAAAAUGUACUUGUCACAUGCGCCGAAUACAGGUGUAGACRUUACCGUGAAAWMCUUACUUAACCAACAAUGCAUUUCAAGCAAGUUAAGAAAAUAUUUCCCAAAUAAACMAAAGUAAAUAAUAAGAAAAAGUAACACGAUAAAAUAACAAUAACGAGGCUAUAUACAGGGGUUACGGGUACCGAGUCAAUGUGGAGGCUAUAUACAGGGGGGA